Wyeomyia smithii (pitcher-plant mosquito) is the source of this 2718-nucleotide messenger RNA. Its product is annotated as zinc finger protein 271-like. The coding region runs from base 183 to 2615 and encodes 810 amino acids. The record is from RefSeq and is a predicted model, not a curated record. Gene Ontology annotation, molecular function: DNA-binding transcription factor activity; RNA polymerase II cis-regulatory region sequence-specific DNA binding. Gene Ontology annotation, biological process: regulation of transcription by RNA polymerase II. The transcript has 3 exons. NCBI's taxonomy places the organism in Eukaryota, Metazoa, Arthropoda, Insecta, Diptera, Culicidae.
UCGUAAAUCCUAUAGAUUGUAGAAUAAUGUUCAUUUUGAUUCGAUAGUGAAUUUGGAAUUAUUCAAUUGGUAAUGUAUAAAAAAAUAUGCAAUAAUUGUUUAUCGAUUAAAUAAUUCUUCAGAUUGUUAGUUAUAUAUGAUAAAAGUUGUAAGCUAUAAAUGAUAACAUUAUCAGGAAAAAAAUGCUUCUCAGACAAGUUAUAUCCGCUAGUAAUGCAAUCGAAGAGAUCUACAUAGUGAAACGUGAGGAUGAGAGUGACGAAGACAAUCCUCCAGUGUGUCAGCUUCUUCCGGAAACCGGAGCUGUACCAGUGGCAAUGGUUUCUUCCAUGAUCAAAGCGAACACUCAAACAGCAACAGAGGAAAUCAAAAGCGAACCGGACGAUGAUCAAUGUAGUAUCGCAGAUUUGUCUGUACAGAUGAGCGCAACAAUUGCAACAAACUCAGAUGAAAAUUGUGGCGUUAAAGCUAUCGAAAUUGACACUCAAAUCUUGAAUACGAUAAAAAGUGAGGAUGAAGAUGAUAUUCCAUUAGCAGCUCGAAUGAGGAAACGGAAAUCGAACAAAAUCCGCCAGAAAAACGAUUCUUGUAGAAGAAAUGCAGAUACGGAUAUGAGUGAUUCCAAUGGCGAAUACAAGAUUGAUGACAAUGGCAAGCCAAACUGUAAUGAAUUAAAAUGCAAUAUUUGUCUUCUAAAUUUUACAACAAGGACCCUUUUGAAACAUCACUUACAAAAAAAUCAUUUUGGGAUGCUUCCAUUUAGUUGUGCUCAAUGUGUGCCUAGUGAGGCCAGAAGUCUUUGUUCGUUGAACCGUCACUUUGGAAUGCAUGAUUCAACUAAACCCCACAAGUGUUAUUACUGUGAAGCGCGUUUUUCAUUACGAAUUUAUAGGACAGCUCAUCAGAGGCGCUUUCAUAAAGAGGAUUUGGAAAACGAUACCAUUAGAAAUGCGAACCGUCGAUUCAUUUGUCGAUAUUGCAAUAAACGGUUCGCUGCAAAAUAUAAUCUUGAACGCCAUGAACGAAAUCAUGAAAUGAAAAUAACUAACGAUGAGUCCUUCUUGAAUAGAAGAAAUAAGUGUUUCUUAUGUGAUUCAAAACCGUGUGAUACAAAAGAAGCGCUUCAUACUCAUUUAAGUAUUCAUGUCGACAAACUUCCCUAUUCUUGCGAACUCUGUGAAGAUACUUCUAUUAUCACGUCCAUCCGACUGCUCAAUAAGCAUUUAGCUUCGCACGAGGAGUCUGAAAAACCUAUCAAAUGCGUAUAUUGCAAUGAGAGAUUUAUAUCCGUGGGUGCUUGCCAAGCUCAUGAACGAACUCACGCUCAGGAGAAACAGGCAGACGAAGUUGCUGUUGCCAAAAUUGAAAGUGAGCGUAUUUCAACGAAAAUAAUAAUAGUAGAUGGUAUGAAACGCUAUGAGUGUGGUUAUUGUGGAAAUUCGUAUUCUUUGUUGAGCACUUUGCGAAGGCACGAGAAUAUUCACACUGGAAAGAUUCAAUACAUUUGCAAGGUUUGUGGUAAAAUCUUCAAUAAAUCAUCCUGCUUACUGCAGCAUGAAAGAACUCAUCUGCAGGAUGCACCUUACAAGUGUGAAAUUUGCGGUCGUGGAUUCAAGGAAACAAUAAGACUCAUUGAGCAUCGGCGAAUUCACAGUGGAGAGCGCCCGUUCGCAUGCCAAUUUUGUUUCCAAAGCUUCCGAAUCAAACCACUGCUAAAAGAGCAUACCAUGCAAUGCAAUUCGCCAAAAUUGAAUAUGGAAUGUAAAUGUCGUUUUUGCAAUGCCAUUUUUGACGGGUAUCAUGACUUUCAAGACCAUGUUCUAAAAGACCAUCCAGCCAUUAUCGAAGAGACGCAAUGCGAUUUUUGUGAUUUGCGAUUCAAGAGUGCUAUGCAUUUGGUGGAGCAUGAAUAUAACCAUCGAAAUCCUAAUUCAAUAAAGUGUGGCAUUUGCGGAAGAAUAUUUAAACAGCUUUCGAAUCUUCGACGUCAUCAACGUUUACACAGUAAUGACGCUAUUCCUUUUCAAUGCGAUUUAUGCGGAAAAAGUUUUUCACAGAGUGGAGCCCUCAAAGUACACAAACGCAUCCAUUCAGGGGAAAAGCCUUAUAAGUGUGAUUUGUGUGAUAAAACUUUCUACCACAGUUCCACUAUGAACAGACACAAACGUUCCCACUAUAGAACCAAGAGCAGGUUAUUUUUAUUUGGCGACCAACUCCGAUUAUCAAUUAAUCAACUUGAAAAAAAGCCUACUGAUACGAAAGCUGUACCUGUUGCUCUUAUGCAUCAUUCUCAAAUGAUUGCCGACCAAGUGUUUGGAAUGGCAGAAUCGAAUGAUUUGAUUGAUUUUUCACCGACAACGAUUUCUAUGACUAAUGAGAAGAAACGUUUUUCUCAAUCACAAGUGCCUGGUAAUUCGUCACAUCAUAAAAUGGUGAUUGGAAGUUUCGAAAUAAACACUAAAAAUACGGAGAAUCGCAGCACAACGGAACCGGAAAGCGUACACAACUAUGCGUUAAGUUCGGAGCUGUUAAUUCCGCAAACCAUACUACAACAUCAGGAGCAAGCGUGCAUCACAAAUGAUUCUAACUCUACAGGCCUCAAUAUAAUUCGAUAGAAGGAAAAAAUAUGUCUUUUGAUUAUGAUGCAGAGUUAUAUAAAAAAUUCAUUGUAUAAUUUCCUAAUAAGUUCCGAAUAAAUUCUAUUUCGUAAUUAGAACA